AUGGCUGACGGCACCUACCAGACCAGAGUGAACUACAAGCCGACUCAGAAGCCGCAUCUCAGUGUGUGCUCCCCGUUCUCUGCGUCUCUCUCUCUGCGUCCUUCCAUGCUCGACACACCACACACGCUCUUACCACGCGUGCUGCCACCAGGAUUGGAAGACGGACAAGUAUCAGCAGAUGAUUGGCUCGGGGCAGGUGCCAGUGCGGCCAGGCGUGGUCUGCUGGUGGCGGUGUGUUCUGCAGCCACUAAGAGCUCAGUUGUCUUUCAAGUCGACUCAAUAUUCUCUCCCCAUUCCCCCACUUCCCCACCUGCCCCCCGCCUUUCUUCCCCCCUUCUCCCCCCCGUCCUCCCCCCUCUCUCCUUCGUCUCAGGGUCUGCUGGUGGCGGGUCUGCUGGUGGCGGUGUGUUCUGCGGCCACCAAGAGCUCAGUCGUCUUCACUCUCACCAGCCUGCUCGGGAAGGUACUGUUCAUUCCCCCUCGCUCUAUUUGUAUGGUGGUGCCUCAGAAAUAGAUCUUACCCUCAAUAAGCUUCUGGCCGACGACGUCCCAAAGAAGAAGCCAGAUCCGACCAUCUACAAGAUUGCAGCGCAUGUGAGAUCGCAGCGCAGGUGA
Molecule: messenger RNA, 615 nt
Organism: Closterium sp. Naga37s-1
Lineage: Eukaryota; Viridiplantae; Streptophyta; Zygnematophyceae; Desmidiales; Closteriaceae
Source: the annotation of a GenBank genome assembly